Cicer arietinum (chickpea) is the source of this 2389-nucleotide messenger RNA. Its product is annotated as pentatricopeptide repeat-containing protein At1g31920. The record is from RefSeq and is a predicted model, not a curated record. Gene Ontology annotation, molecular function: RNA binding; protein binding; zinc ion binding. Gene Ontology annotation, biological process: RNA modification. NCBI's taxonomy places the organism in Eukaryota, Viridiplantae, Streptophyta, Magnoliopsida, Fabales, Fabaceae.
CUUUCUCCCAUAAUGUAACAACAAUUACUUCGUUCUGGUCUCAAUUCCUCUCUGAAAUUUCAUGGAUCAACAUUCAAAUCUUCUCUAAUUCAAACACUUUUCUCAAAAUUCACUUUUCCAUGAAAAAAUACAAAUAAAAAUUAUUUGCAACAACUUGUUAUCCAGCUGAUCAACUUUCCUUGCAACAUCUUGUAUCAAUUCUGGUGAAAAACUAUCUCUUCUUUAGUUUCUUUAUUCAGAUUUUGAGUUAAUUCUUACUUUCAUCACUUGUAUUUUAGUACAAGUGAAUAAUAUUAAAUAGGCUUGCAAAGUGUAUUUUUAGUUUCAGCAUAACGUCAUCAUGAAUAAUUAAGUGGCUGGACUCAAGUGCGUCGGUUAAAGAUGAAUUGUUCGGAAAAAUCUGAGUUCGAAUCUUGAUUGAAACAAUAUUUGGUCAGACUUUAUUUAUCUAUGGGCCGAACUCCGAAUUAUCAAGGUCUAUUUCGAUGGAUAGGAUUAAAACAGAAAUAGAAAAUAACAUGGUGGUUUCAAUGCAAGAAUGACUGGGACAACUGCCCUUAACCAAACCCAUUUUUUGUUAUUAACAAACAAUUCACAUCAAAGCUUUGAAUUGAGCAAAAGCUUCAAUGAAAAGGGAUGGUUGUGUUUAUUGAAGAGAUGCAAUAAUAUGGAAGAAUUUAAGCAAGUUCAUGCUUAUUUUUUGAAAUGUGGUAUUUUCUUUGAUUCUUUUUGUGGUAGCAAUCUUGUUGCAACUUGUGCUUUAACAAAAUGGGGUAGCAUGGAUUAUGCUUGCUCAAUUUUUACUCAAAUUGAGGAACCUUGUAGCUUUGAUUACAACACAAUGAUUAGAGGGAAUGUCAAUAACAUGAAACUAGAUGAAGCUUUGUUGCUUUAUGUUGAGAUGCUUGAAAGAGGAAUUGAACCUGACAAAUUCACUUACCCUUUUGUUCUCAAGGCUUGUUCUUUAUUAGGUGCUCUCAAGGAAGGUGUUCAGAUUCAUGGACAUGUUUUAAAGACAGGUCUUGAAGGUGAUUUGUUUGUGGAGAAUAGUUUGAUCAACAUGUAUGGUAAGUGUGGGGCAAUAAAAGAUGCAUGUGAUGUGUUUGAUAAAAUGGGUGAGAGGAGUGUGGCUUCAUGGAGUGCUAUUAUUGGUGCUCAUGUUUGUGUGGAAAUGUGGCAUGAGUGUUUGGUGCUUCUUGGGGACAUGAUGAGUAGUGAAGGAAGGUGUAGGCCUGAAGAAAGCACACUUGUGAGUGUUCUCUCUGCUUGCACUCAUUUAGGGUCUUAUAAUCUUGGAAGGUUUAUACAUGGGAACUUGUUGAGGAACAUUAGUGAACUCAAUGUUGUUGUGAAAACAUCAUUGAUUGAUAUGUAUGUUAAGUGUGGUUGCCUUGAGAAAGGUUUGCAUGUGUUUCGUAAUAUGCCUGAGAAGAAUCGAUAUUCUUACACGGUAAUGAUAUCUGGGCUUGCUGUUCAUGGACAUGGUAAAGAAGCUCUUGAAGUUUUCUCAGAAAUGGUGGAACAAGGUUUGGAACCAGAUGAUGUUGUCUAUGUGGGUGUAUUGAGUGCUUGUAGUCAUGCUGGUCUUGUCGAUGAGGGUCUACAAUGUUUCAAAAGAAUGCAAUUUGAGCAUAAGAUUAAACCAACAAUUCAACACUAUGGUUGCAUGGUGGAUCUCAUGGGAAGAAGUGGAAUGCUAAAGGAAGCCUAUGAACUCAUAAAGAGUAUGCCAAUUAAGCCUAAUGAUGUAGUUUGGAGGAGUCUUUUAAGUGCUUGUAAGGUUCAUCUUAACUUAGAAAUUGGCCAGAUUGCGGCCGAUAAUCUUUUCAUGUUGAAUCCGAACAACCCUGGCGAUUAUUUGGUGUUAGCGAAUAUGUAUGCGAAGGUGCAAAAGUGGGACGAAGUAGCAAAGAUCAGAAGAAAAAUGGCCGAUAAACACUUAGUACAAACACCCGGGUUUAGUUUGGUCGAAGCGAAGAGGAAGGUUUACAAGUUUGUUUCACUAGACAAGUCUAGUCCUCAAUGGAACAUUGUCUAUGACAUGAUUCACCAAAUGGAAUGGCAAUUGAAAUUUGAAGGGUAUGUAGCAGACACAUCACAAGUGUUGCUUGAUGUAGAUGAAGAAGAAAAGAGGGAGAGAUUAAAGUGUCAUAGUCAAAAAUUAGCAAUUGCUUUUGCAUUGAUACAUACAUCUGAAGGAUGUCCUUUAAGAAUAACAAGAAAUCUUAGGAUGUGUAGUGACUGUCAUACUUACACUAAAUACAUUUCUAUGAUUUAUAAUAGGGAAAUUACUAUAAGAGAUCGUCAUCGUUUCCACCAUUUUAAAAAUGGAACUUGCACAUGUAAAGAUUAUUGGUGAAUUUUAUUGUGUUUAUGGUUUUGUGCAUAA